CCCAUGUCCACCGAGUUGAUUGUUCACAGACCGGCAAGAGAUAUCGGUUCAACACCUCUUUUGGCACAUUCGAUAAAAGCAGCUAUCUUUUAAUUUUCUCUCUUCGAGAUUUAUUAUUUUGUUGUCAAGGCUCAAUCUCGAACUCGACAAACUAUAUUCGUACAAACAAACAAACACCUUCUGGCAAGGCAACUCAACUCAUCAGCCAGAACAAAAAAAAAUGUCGGACCAACAGGUCAUCUUUUACGACCUACCUUCGAAACAAGGGACAGCAUGGAGUUUGAACCCGUGGAAGACGAGACUUUACCUCAACUACAAAAACAUCCCGUACAAGACCGAAUGGACAGAGUACCCUGACCUAGCACCCAAGUUUGAAAAAUUUGGCAUUCCACCCAACGAGACGGGAUUCAAAUAUACUUCGCCGACGGUGAAGAUGCCCGACGGCAGUUACGUGAUGGAGUCACGUCGCAUCGCCGACGCCCUGGAACGAGUCUUCCCGACCCCUUCCAUGCACAUCGACUCGAAAUACCAGGCCCCCGUCGACGCCGCCAUCCUCAACUGCCUCGGGAAGAUGAGGCCCGUCUUCAUCCCCCUGGUGCCCAAGGUCUUCCUCAACCCCCGCAGCGUCGAGCACUUUGUCACCAGCCGCGAAAAGGCGAUCGGCAAGUCCCUCGACGAGUUCGGCAGGACGGGCGACCAGAGCAUCAAGGACGCCCAACCUCACAUCCGCGAGCUCGCCGACAUGUUGGCCGAGACCGACGGACCCUUUUUCGAGGGCGAAACCCCGUGUUACGCCGAUUUCGUCGUAAUUUCCUUCCUCAGGAUGUUGAAAGGUUUGGGGGCUGUCGAGAAAAUCUACAGCUUGGAAGGGGGGGAGCGACUGAAGAAGCAGUACCAGGCGGCCGAAGCUAAAGGUUGGCUCGAUCGGGACAGUUACUGAUUUGAAAAAGGCGUCGACAUCAUCAUCAUCAUCAUCAUCAUCAUCAUGACCAUGACCAUCGCCUCAAAUGAGCCAGAUAUGAAUCACAACGCUCAAGUCGGAG
Messenger RNA from Exophiala oligosperma, 1043 nucleotides. RefSeq lists its product as uncharacterized. Lineage: Eukaryota; Fungi; Ascomycota; Eurotiomycetes; Chaetothyriales; Herpotrichiellaceae. Bases 221 to 940 code for a protein of 239 amino acids. The record is from RefSeq and is a predicted model, not a curated record. The transcript has 3 exons.